CCUCCCGCAACUCUCCUAAACCAUCUCCAGACCUGGUAUCCGCGCACGCGAAAGAAAGUCCGCCCAUAAUGUUCUGCCUACGCAGCUGGAUACCAGUACUCUUCUUCCUCCUCCGCACACACGCCUCUCCCGUCUACCUCGUCCUUUUCAUCUCCGCAACUUACUUCCUCAACCGCCCGUGCGUGUACUGCUCGCUCCUCCUGUUCAUCCUCGUCGCCGCGCUCUUCGACUUCCACACGCCGUGGUUCGACUCGCCGCUCCCGGGCACGACGGACCUCGCGCUGAACGGGACGGCGCCGCUGCUAGAUACUAUGGGCGAGCUGGUGCAGGUGGCGAAUCACACUGCGCAAGCGCUGGCCAAGGGCGCUGUGGAUGGCAUCAGGGCGAAAGUGCAAGGUAGUGGGGGUCCGAGUUAUGAGUGGGUGAGGGGCCUGCUGGGAAAGAAGGAGUGGCGGGUGCAGUGUUUGGAUGUUUUGAUCCGGGUUUGAGGAGAGGGAGCGCGGAGAGUGUGCUUGGGUAAUGGCAGGGCGAUGAUUGGGCGUCUUUGGACUUGGGCUGGGUCGUUGGUUCGUGAUAUCACUGCAUUGCGGGCGCUUGAUUUUGGAGCAUUUGCAUGGUGUUCAAUGGGACUUGAGGGUUUCGACAGCUGUUUUCUGUGCGCAUCUCCUCGCUUGUCUGCCGGUGUGCAAGAAUGGUGGGACGAGAUGAAGUCGGUAAUAGCAGCGAAAUAUCAUGCACCGCAGAUGCCAACUCACCCAGCUUGUAUUUGAGCUACAUCCAUUUCCUGAGUUCACAAUAACGCGUGCGGCAAUGCAGUAGUUGGU
Messenger RNA from Dothidotthia symphoricarpi CBS 119687, 824 nucleotides. RefSeq lists its product as uncharacterized. The record is from RefSeq and is a predicted model, not a curated record. Bases 69 to 488 code for a protein of 139 amino acids. NCBI's taxonomy places the organism in Eukaryota, Fungi, Ascomycota, Dothideomycetes, Pleosporales, Dothidotthiaceae. The transcript is spliced from 2 exons.